AUAUAUGAAAAACGACAAGCCGCGCUUGCGCGCGAAACAUGUACGCUAGUUACAACAAAAAAAAAUAACCUCUGCAGUAUAUUUUACAAGAUAUUUUUUAAAUGAAUCAACUGACAAUAAAUUAAUUAAAAAUAAUUACCAAUUAUUUAUUUGCGAGUUUUAUAAUUAAAUGCAAAAAUGGUUGCAAAAGAUGAAAACAUCGGCAAGCAGCUGGACCACAAUGAUGUUGAUAAGAAAGGAUCUUCUAUUGAAAUGGGAUCGGAUCCAAGUGCUCCGAUAACACGUCGCGGUAUUUUAACGUCUCUGUUGACUGGAAAACCGAUGGAAAUACCCGAGCAGGAUAUUUUAGGAAAAUGCAGAUUUGUAUCAGAGUUUGAAAAACUAAACCGCAUUGGCGAAGGUACCUACGGAAUCGUCUACAGAGCGCGAGAUACUAAAAAUGACAAAGUUGUGGCCUUGAAGAAAGUGAGGAUGGAGCACGAGAAAGACGGGCUGCCAGUGAGUGGACUGCGGGAAAUAAGUGUCCUGCUGUCAUGUCGCCAUGAAAAUAUCGUUCAGUUGAAGGAAGUUGUUGUUGGUAAAAGUCUAGAGAGCAUAUUCCUGGUGAUGGAAUAUUGCGAGCAAGAUUUAGCUAGUCUUUUAGAUAAUAUGCAGGCACCGUUCUCGGAGAGUCAAGUCAAGUGCAUUGUAUUACAAGUAUUAAAAGGAUUACGUUAUCUACACCAUAAUUUUAUUGUCCAUAGAGAUUUAAAAGUUUCGAAUUUACUUAUGACUGAUAAAGGAUGCGUUAAAAUCGCUGACUUUGGUCUUGCGAGGUGGUUCGGGUUACCAUUGAAACCAAUGACACCAAGAGUCGUUACUCUUUGGUACAGAGCACCUGAAUUACUUCUUCAAGCCAAGACACAGACUACUUCUGUCGACAUGUGGGCAGCUGGUUGUAUUUUAGGUGAAUUACUUGGACACAAGCCACUCUUGCCAGGAAGAUCAGAGAUCGCACAAUUAGAGUUGAUAGUCGAUUUACUCGGCACCCCGAGUGAGGCAAUUUGGCCAGAAUUCAACUCACUGCCAGCUCUACAAAAUUUCACGCUUAAACAACAGCCUUACAAUAAUUUAAAGCAGAGGUUUCCUUGGCUAAGUGCAGCUGGUCUCAGGUUACUGAACUUCCUCUUCAUGUACGACCCAAAAAAACGUGCUACUGCUGAAGAGUGUUUGCAAAGUAGUUACUUCAAAGAAGCGCCUCUACCAUGUGAUCCAAAGUUGAUGCCGACCUUUCCACAGCACAGAAACAUGAAGAAGACGAGCCAGCCCAGAGACGUUCGUGAACCAGAAGCGCCUGUCAGCGACCAGACUAAUAAUCUACCAGCUAUAUCUGAUUUACUCGGGUCGUUGGUGAAAAAGAGACGCGUCGAAUGAUCGCCAGUAAUCAAAAGAAAGCCGAAUUAAAAUUUUUUUCAUCAUUGACAUUAAAU
Microplitis demolitor is the source of this 1469-nucleotide messenger RNA. RefSeq names its product cyclin-dependent kinase 10 (gene Cdc10). Gene Ontology annotation, molecular function: cyclin-dependent protein serine/threonine kinase activity; ATP binding. Gene Ontology annotation, cellular component: nucleus. Gene Ontology annotation, biological process: regulation of mitotic cell cycle; protein phosphorylation. NCBI's taxonomy places the organism in Eukaryota, Metazoa, Arthropoda, Insecta, Hymenoptera, Braconidae. The transcript is spliced from 6 exons. The coding region runs from base 178 to 1413 and encodes 411 amino acids. The record is from RefSeq and is a predicted model, not a curated record.